Molecule: messenger RNA, 2527 nt
Organism: Chelmon rostratus (copperband butterflyfish)
Lineage: Eukaryota; Metazoa; Chordata; Actinopteri; Chaetodontiformes; Chaetodontidae
Gene: mapk14a
Product: mitogen-activated protein kinase 14a
Exons: 12
Coding region: 277-1359 (360 amino acids)
Biological process (GO): protein phosphorylation; intracellular signal transduction
Cellular component (GO): cytoplasm; nucleus
Molecular function (GO): MAP kinase activity; ATP binding
Source: RefSeq, a predicted model, not a curated record
AGCGGGGUGAAAUCUCGGGAGCUGUGUGAAAGCAAGCGGAGAGAGGAACAAACAGCGUGAAGAUUUAAAAACGUGCAUUUAAUAGACGGCGUUCCUGCAACGUUUUUGCAAGAAGGCAGUCCCUUAACUAAAGAUUAUUUAAAGUUGUUUGACGACGAAAAUAUUUUAAGUAGCCCCUCUUUUCGUAACUUGGGACAAAGUUUUAAGUAGGCUGCACGACUCGGAGCACCUCAGAGCAUAAAGUGAAGUCGGUGGUCGGCAGUUGGUUCUGCAGGAAUGUCGCAGAAAGAGAGACCCGAGUUUUAUCGACAAGACGUCAACAAGACGAUAUGGGAAGUCCCGGAGAGAUACCAAAACCUGUCUCCGGUUGGCUCUGGCGCCUACGGAUCAGUGAGUUCUGCUUUUGAUGUGAAGACUAGUUUGAAGAUAGCUGUGAAGAAGCUCUCUCGGCCGUUUCAGUCCAUCAUCCACGCAAAGAGAACAUACAGAGAGCUGCGGCUGCUUAAGCACAUGAAACAUGAAAAUGUGAUUGGCCUCCUAGAUGUUUUCACACCUGCUACUUCUCUUAAGGAAUUCACUGAUGUGUAUCUUGUGACUCACCUAAUGGGGGCAGAUCUCAACAACAUAGUGAAAUGUCAGAAACUCACAGAUGACCAUGUGCAGUUCCUUAUAUACCAGAUCCUCAGAGGGUUAAAGUAUAUCCACUCAGCAGACAUCAUUCAUAGAGAUUUGAAACCGAGUAAUCUGGCGGUGAAUGAAGACUGUGAACUGAAGAUUUUGGACUUUGGUUUAGCGCGGCACACUGAUGAUGAGAUGACUGGGUACGUGGCCACCCGCUGGUACCGUGCCCCAGAGAUCAUGCUGAACUGGAUGCACUACAACAUGACAGUGGAUAUUUGGUCAGUGGGGUGUAUAAUGGCAGAACUCCUCACUGGAAGAACACUGUUUCCUGGCACUGACCACAUUGAUCAGUUGAAGCUAAUCAUGCUGCUCGUCGGAACACCAGGGCCCGAGCUCUUGAUGAAAAUAUCUUCAGAGUCUGCCAGGAACUACAUCAGCUCCUUGCCACACAUGCCCAAGAGGAACUUUGCUGACGUGUUCAUUGGAGCCAACCCACAAGCUGUGGACCUGCUGGAGAAAAUGCUGGUUCUGGACACAGACAAGCGGAUAACUGCAGCCGAGGCUCUGGCUCACCCCUACUUCGCUCAGUACCACGACCCCGACGACGAGCCGGAGGCCGAGCCAUACGACCAGAGCUUUGAGAGCCGCGAGCUGGAGAUCGAAGAGUGGAAACGAUUAACCUACGAGGAGGUGUGUAGUUUUGAGCCACCCAUCUUCGACGAGGACGACAUGGAGUAAUGAGACGUGCCACCCGCAGCGACCCCAACCUCCUAUAGUUGAAAACAACCUCGAACGUGUGCAUUAGUGUUAAACGAACUCUCCUCUCCUAUUCGAGCGCCUGGCAACCUUCGGCAGUCAUUAUUAACCGAGAAACGGUGUCUUGUAAGGUGAUCAUUACCAGCGUGGGGGAAAGGAAGAGUUUGACCAAUUAUCAUUAUUUUUAUUUAUGAACCACUAAUGUUGAUGGUCUGUCGCUGGGAAAUAUCACUUCUUGCCAUUAGCUGAAAUUAUUUUAUAUCCUUUAGAUUUUUCUUGUUUUAAGACUAGACUUUGAUGACUCAUCACUGUGACACUGAGAUGCUGAAACGCCUGGACCUACAGCUGUGCUAUUUUGUGUUUCAAAUUUUUCUAUUGAUUAACUUAUAAAUAAGCUUUUUGUUGUCUCUCAAUUGAAAAAGGAUUAUGCUGGUCUGCCACUCACCCUGCCAAGCUGUCACACAUAGCACUGGGUCACAUGUAUUUGUAAACUGAGUCUUGAUUCAGUUAUCGCCAUGAUUGUUCUUAUAUUUAAAAAGAAAUCACUUUGAAGGGUUUCAUAUCUGUGACAGUAGAUUUUAUGUUUUUAGGUAUUUGACAAUAUGAGAAAUGUGCCUGUUCUGUGUAGUCACUGACCUUUUAGUGCUCACCGACUGAACUUCACACAUUUCAAUGUUUAUUUGGAUAGUUUAGAUGCUCUGUGAGACUCAUACAUAUUGUGGCUGCACAGAAUAUUUGAGCCUGUGCCGUUCAAGUACAGCGCUAUUCAACAAGGCACCUAAAUAGGAAAAAAGAUAUUCAUGCGUACAUGCUCUGCUCAAAAAUUUGUAAAUAUCUGUGCCAUAUUUUUUAAAAUCUCUGACUUGUUGUCAUUAUGUUAUGAAGCAAUCAUUUUUAGUCUGUACAUCAGUUAGACUUUGUGUGCGUUUGCGAGAGUGUGUUGUUGGUUUACAGGAAUUUUGAGUGUCAUGCUAAAACCUCUAAUAGAUAUACUGCUUAAAUGUGUAAAAGAGGGAGUUCAGAUGUAUUUAUACUUUGUGGAGGUGGUAUUUAUAAACAACAAUCAAAAGAUCCCUUAAACUAUUUUCAGUCCUGCAGAGUAACUACUAUCUUCAGUCCUUUGUUUAACAAAAUAAAGACUUAUUUUCAA